AAAAUAAAGGCCAAGAUUUCUUGUUUCCUUCAUAGCUGAAACCUUCCACAUACUCUGCUCUUUGGAUACCUCAAACCUUUCAUCUCCUUAUUUUCAUCUCUACUGCUUUCAAUCUUCUGCGAUUUACUCGCCCAUAAUCACUCCCUGCUCUUCACCUCCAUCCUAACUCAUCCAGAUCCUGCUUUCAAUCCGGUGUUCUGCUCCGUCAAAAUCUUAAUUUGGCUGGGCGGUCUCACUUCUCCUUCUCUGGUUUUCCUUUUGUCUAGUUGAUUCCAAAAGCAUUGAUUGAGCUUUUUCUCUUGAAUCUGAAUCUGUAGCCCAUUUGUCAGUUCAUCACUCAAUAUUCCCGCUCUCUACACGUUCAUACUCAUUCUCACCGCUGAUUCUCAUUUUCAUUUUCAUUUUCCUGCGUCUGUGUCACUCCUUUGAACAAUAACUCCGCUUCUUUCCUUCUUUCAUUUUCAUUCCAAUUUUCUUGUUUGAGCUUUUUACUCUGUACCCGCUUUGUCAUUUUAUCAACUAUUCCCACUCUCUGCCCUUUGUUCUCUUUCUUAUUAGUAACCAAUCUCAUUUUCCUUUUUGGUGUGUGUCUCCCCUCUACCUUCCACAUACUCUGCUCUUUUGAUACCUCGAACCUUUCAUCUCCUUAUUUUCAUCUGUCACACUCAGUUAAAUAUUAAAAUUUUUAGUGUGUUUUCCUUCUCCUGCUGUCGUUGCCCUUUUUGAUAUCUGCUAUUGCUCAAUUCCCAUCUAUUUCUAGAGAAAGAAAACUUGGGAAAUGGCAGACAUUGUUAUCUCCGUUGUAGCAAAAGUUGCAGAGUACCUGGUUGCUCCCAUUGGACGUCAACUGGGCUAUCUGUAUAACUACCGUAUCAACCUUGAUAAGCUUGAGGAACAAGUUGAGAAGCUGGGCGAUGCAAGGGGGAGGCUGCAGCGAGAUGUGGAGGAGGCUGAUAGGCAAGGGGAUGAGAUCGAACCUGAUGUCCAGAAGUGGCUGACACGUGCAGAAGGGAUCAUCCAAAAGGCAGAGGAAUUGAUUAAAGCUGAGAAGACUGCAAACACGAGCUGUUUCAAUUUAAAGUUGCGGUACCAGCGAAGCAGGCAAGCUAAGAAGCAGUCUGGGGAUAUUGGUAAAAUCCAAGAAGAAUGUAAAUUUGACAGGGUAGCGUAUUGCCUUACUCCACAAGGGGCAUGGUCUGCACGCCUCAGAGAUUGUAAAGCUUUGGAAUCGAGAGAAUCUACUUUAAAAGAAAUUAUGAAGGCCUUGAGAAAUGAUGAUAUCAGGAUGAUUGGUGUGUGGGGGAUGGGCGGUGUGGGCAAAACCACUCUUGCCAAUCAAGUAGCGGAAAAGGCCGAGGAAGAUAAGUUAUUUGAAAAGGUGGUUAUGGCAUUAAAUGUAACCCGAGUUCCGAACGUGACAAAAAUUCAAGGAGAAAUUGCAAGCAUGUUAGGUUUGGAAUUUAAGGAGAAAGAGGAAUCGGGAAGAGCAGCCCGCUUAAGCAAAAGUUUGCAAAAAAAAGAGACGGUCCUGGUGAUUUUGGAUGAUAUUUGGGAAGAACUUAGUCUGGAAAACAUCGGAAUUCCUUAUGGAGAUGCUCAUAGGGGGUGUAAAGUGCUGCUGACUUCCAGAGAACAUGCUGUGUUAUCUAAAGAUAUGCGUACUCAGAAAAACUUCCAUAUUCAACAUUUAUGUGAACAGGAAGCCUGGAGUUUAUUUAAGAAUACAGCAGGUAAUUCAGUGGAGGAGCUUGAAUUGCGCCCCAUAGCACUUGAAGUGGUUAAAGAAUGUGAGGGUCUACCAGUUGCCAUUGUAACAAUUGCAAAGGCAUUAACAGGCGAAAGUGUGGCUGUAUGGAAGACUGCCUUGGAAGAACUGAAGAGGUCUGCACCAACAAACAUCAGGGGAGUGAGUAAAAACGUAUACUCAUGUCUGGAGUUGAGCUACAACCACUUGAAAGGUGAUGAAGUGAAGCGUUUGUUCUUACUUUGUGGUAUGCUGUGCUAUGGUGAUAUUUCACUGGAUCAAUUGUUAAAAUAUGGCAUGGGUUUGGAUUUGUUUGAACGCGUGAGUUCAUUGGAGCAAAUAAGAAAUAAACUAGUGACAUUGGUCAAAAUCCUCAAAGACUCGAGCUUGCUGCUUGAUGCUGAAGAUCGUUAUCGGCCAGGUGUGGGGCCAGGUGUGUUUUUCGGAAAUAAUGAUGAAAACAAGUUUGUCAGAAUGCAUGAUGUUGUUGGUGAUGUUGCCAGAGCAAUUGCAGCAAAAGAUCCUCAUCGAUUUGUUGUGAUCAAAGAAGCUCUUGGAUUAGAAGAAUUGCAAAGGAAGGAGGAGUUCAGAAAUUGCAGUCGUAUAUCUUUGAAUUGCAAAGAUCUCCAUGAGCUUCCAGAAAGAUUGGUAUGCCCCAGACUUGAAUUCUUUGUAUUGAAUAGUGAUGCUGAAUCUUCGAGAAUUCCAGACACCUUUUUUGAAGGGACGGAACUACUAAAAGUUUUGGACUUGUCUGCAACGUAUCGUACACCACUGCCUUCAUCACUUGGUUUUCUUUCCAAUCUUCGAACAUUGCGUGUAUACCGAUGCACAUUCCAAGACAUAGCAGUAAUCGGAGAGCUAAAGAAACUACAAGUUCUUAGUUUUGCAAGUUGCGAAAUUAAACGGUUGCCGAAAGAAUUCAUGCAAUUGACUGAUCUAAGGGCGCUGGACUUGUGGGAUUGCUCUCAUCUCGAAGUAAUUCCCCAAAACGUCAUAUCAAGUUUAUCUCGAUUGGAGCAUUUAUGUUUAGCAAAAAGUUUUACCAAAUGGGGGGCUGAAGGAUUUGGUAGUGGAGAAAGCAAUAAUGCUUGCCUUUCUGAGCUGAACAACUUGUUCUAUUUGAAGACUUUAUGUAUAGAAAUAACGGAUCCCGAUUUGCUAUCAAAAGAUCUGGUCUUUGAGAAGCUUUCCAGAUAUGUGAUAUCAGUGUCUGUCGUGCCAAGACGUGUUGAUUAUAAUAGAUCCGCAAGAACGUUGAAUCUCCGGAGGGUUAACAAACCUUGCUUGGUGGACUGCUUUUCCAAGCUGUUCAAGACAGUUGAAGAUUUAAAUUUGUAUGACUGGAAGGACAACCAUGUUCUUUACGAGUUUGAUACAGAUGAUUUUCUUCAACUCAAGCGUCUUGAUAUCGCAGAUUGUCCUGGGAUUCAAUACAUUGUUGACUCGACCAAAGGGGUCCCAUCACACAGUGCCUUUCCUAUCUUGGAGGAGUUGCGUCUUUUUGAACUCGAGAACAUGGAUGCAGUAUGCUAUGGUCCAAUUCCAGAGGGAUCUUUUGGGAAGUUACGUUCUCUAAGAGUGUAUGAUUGUAAGAGGUUGAAAUCUUUCAUAUCCCUUCCCAUGGAGCAAGGAAGGGAUGGAUCGGUGUUACCUGAAAUGGGAUCCUUGUUUUCGACACGGGACUUCAAGACAGUUGAUGAUUUUCUUCAACUCAAGCGUCUUGAUAUCAUAAAUUGUCCUGGGAUUCAAUACAUUGUUGACUCGACCAAAGGGGUCCCAUCACACAGUGCCCUUCCUAUCUUGGAGGAAUUGGAGAUACAUGGCCUCGAGAACAUGGAUGCAGUAUGCUAUGGCCCAAUUCCAGAGGGAUCUUUUGGGAAGCUACGUUUUCUAAGAGUGGAUCGUUGUGAGAGGUUGAAAUCUUUCAUAUCCCUUCCCAUGGAGCAAGGAAGGGAUGGAUCGGUGUUACCUGAAAUGGGAUCCUUGUUUUCGACACGGGACUUCAAGACAGUUGAUGAUUUUCUUCAACUCAAGCGUCUUGAUAUCACAAAUUGUCCUGGGAUUCAAUACAUUGUUAACCCAAUGAAAGGGGUCCCAUCACGCAGUGCCUUUCCUAUCUUGGAGGAGUUGCGUCUUUUUGAACUCGAGAACAUGGAUGCAGUAUGCUAUGGUCCAAUUCCAGAGGGAUCUUUUGGGAAGUUACGUUCUCUAAGAGUGUAUGAUUGUAAGAGGUUGAAAUCUUUCAUAUCCCUUCCCAUGGAGCAAGGAAGGGAUGGAUCGGUGUUACCUGAAAUGGGAUCCUUGGAUUCGACACGGGACUCCAAGACAGUUGAAGAUUUAGAAUUGCGUAGAUUUGGCGACACUAAACAUGUUCUUUUCGAGUUGGAUACAGUUGAUUUUCUUCAACUCAAGCAUCUUGUUAUCGGAAAUUGUCCUGGGAUUCAAUACAUUGUUGACUCGACCAAAGGGGUCCCAUCACACAGUGCCCUUCCUAUCUUGGAGGAAUUGUUUAUUUCUGGACUCCAGAACAUGGAUGCAGUAUGCUAUGGCCCAAUUCCAGAGGGAUCUUUUGGGAAGCUACGUUCUCUAACAGUGGAUCGUUGUGAGAGGUUGAAAUCUUUCAUAUCCCUUCCCAUGGAGCAAGGAAGGGAUGGAUCGGUGUUACCUGAAAUGGGAUCCUUGUUUUCGACACGGGACUUCAAGAUAGUUGAUGAUUUUCUUCAACUCAAGCGUCUUGAUAUCAUAAAUUGUCCUGGGAUUCAAUACAUUGUUGACUCGACCAAAGGGGUCCCAUCACACAGUGCCCUUCCUAUCUUGGAGGAAUUGGAGAUACAUGGCCUCGAGAACAUGGAUGCAGUAUGCUAUGGCCCAAUUCCAGAGGGAUCUUUUGGGAAGCUACGUUUUCUAAGAGUGGAUCGUUGUGAGAGGUUGAAAUCUUUCAUAUCCCUUCCCAUGGAGCAAGGAAGGGAUGGAUCGGUGUUACCUGAAAUGGGAUCCUUGUUUUCGACACGGGACUUCAAGAUAGUUGAUGAUUUUCUUCAACUCAAGUGUCUUGAUAUCAUAAAUUGUCCUGGGAUUCAAUACAUUGUUGACUCGACCAAAGGGGUCCCAUCACACAGUGCCCUUCCUAUCUUGGAGGAAUUGGAGAUACAUGGCCUCGAGAACAUGGAUGCAGUAUGCUAUGGCCCAAUUCCAGAGGGAUCUUUUGGGAAGUUACGUUCUCUAAGAGUGGAUGGUUGUGAGAGGUUGAAAUCUUUCAUAUCCCUUCCCAUGGAACAAGGAAGGGAUGGAUCAGUGUUACGUGAAAUGGGAUCCUUGGAUUCGACACGGGACUUCUCCUCCACAGGAAGCAGUGCUACCCAGGAGUUAUCUAGGAGUGAUGUUCCCACACCAUUCUUCAAUGAACAGGUUACACUCCCUAGCUUGGAGAAAUUGAAAAUGUACAACUUGGAUAAUGUGAUAGCAAUUUGGCACAACCAACUUCCUCUAGAGUCUUGUUGCAAAUUGACAAGUUUGGAAAUAUCAAAGUGCAACAAACUGCUAAAUGUUUUUCCAUCCAAUAUCCUAAAAGGGUUACAAAGUUUGGAAUAUGUGACAAUAGAUGAUUGUGAUUCCAUAGAAGAGAUUUUUGAUCUACAGGGAGUAAAUUGCAAGGAAAUUCAUGAUAUUGCAACCAUUCCAUUGGAAGAAUUGACUUUAGAGAGCCUAAAUAGUUUGAAGAGUGUAUGGAAUAAGGAUCCUCAAGGACUUGUCUCCUUUCAAAACCUACUGGUCUUAAAAGUUGUUGAGUGUCCUUGUUUAAAAUAUCUUUUUCCAAUUACGGUAGCAGAAGGCCUUGUGCAACUUGAAGAACUACAGAUAAUAAAUUGUGGAGUGGAGGAAAUUGUUGCAAAUGAAAAUGGAGAUGAAGUAAUGUCUUCAUUAUUCCCUGAACUAACCUCUCUCACACUCUCAGGAUUAGACAAACUCAAAGGUUUCUACCGAGGAACACGUAUUGCAAGAGGGCCACAUUUGAAAAAGCUAAUUAUGUUGGCAUGGGAUCAAGUGGGGACACUUUUUCAAGAAAUAGAUUCAGAAGGUUAUAUUGAUAGUCCAAUUCAACAAUCUUUCUUCUUGUUGGAAAAGGAUGCAUUCCUUCAUUUGGAGCAAUUGAUCUUAGAGGGCCCCAAGAUGAAAAUAUGGCAAGGCCAAUUUUCAGGGGAGUCAUUUUGCAAGCUGAGACUUCUGAAGAUAAGAAAGUGUCACGACAUUUUUGUUGUGAUCCCCUCCAAUGUGCUUCCAAAGUUGUAUAAUCUAGAGGAACUUCAUGUGAGCAAGUGUAAUUCAGUGAAAGAGGUAUUUGAACUUGUUGAUAAGGAAUAUCAAGUUGAGACACUCCCACGAUUAACUGAAAUGUUCCUAGAAGAUCUACCCUUGUUGACAUAUCUAUCUGGAUUGGGUCAAAUUUUAAAGAAUCUUCAUUCAAUAGAAGUAUGUGGUUGUGGAAAUUUAAUAUAUCUGGUGACUUCCUCAAUGGCUAAAACAUUGGUGCAACUCAAAGUGCUUACUAUAGGAAAAUGCGAAUCGGUGGAAGAAAUAGUCAGACAUGAGGGAGGUGAAGAACCAUAUGAUAUUGUUUUCUCCAAAUUACAAAGGUUGAGACUUGUUAACUUACAAAGUCUAAAAUGCUUCUGCUCAACUAGUUGCAUCUUCAAAUUCCCAUCCUUGGAACAAUUUGAGGUGAAAGAAUGCCCUCAGAUGGAAUUUUUUUGUGAGACAGUCCCAAGUACACCAAGGGUAAAGGAAGUAAAAAUGGACAAUCAUGUGGAAAAGCAUUUUUUGGGGUGUGACAUCAAUACCAUCAUCCGUAACAACUUUGGAGAAGUUUAUAAUUGUCAAGGUGACGUUUGAGAAGGAUCAUGAGGCUCUUAGGGCAACCACUCAAUCGCGUUUGAAGGUAUGUGAGAUUUCCUUCUUUUGAGAAGCUGCACAAAUACCAUCCUUGGCAGAGAGACGCUAGCUAAUGAUAUUUCCUUCAUUUAAAUUAAAUAGAGGAAGGUUUUUCUCUAUAAGUGUCUUGAUUUUUUUCAAUAAAUAAGCUAGAUCUUUUGUAUGCUUUGCUCUAAAGCUUGAUAUUUCUAGAUCGCUACAAUUCAACUCUCCAUGAUUUAAAUUGUUAGUGAAUUUAGGAAACUUUAUUAGUAUUAUUCUUGCCUAUAUGUAUUUGAUAUUAAGCAAUGAAUGUGUUGUUGAGGAUA
Messenger RNA from Vitis riparia (riverbank grape), 6984 nucleotides. RefSeq lists its product as uncharacterized. The transcript is spliced from 5 exons. The record is from RefSeq and is a predicted model, not a curated record. Bases 779 to 6637 code for a protein of 1952 amino acids. Gene Ontology annotation, molecular function: ADP binding. NCBI's taxonomy places the organism in Eukaryota, Viridiplantae, Streptophyta, Magnoliopsida, Vitales, Vitaceae.